UUAAUUUUUGUAACCUUCAAAAUUCUCCGACAUAAUUUUGUUAGCUUCGUUAUGAACGGAGAACUAAAACUAAACAAAAUAGCUUAGGCCUAGGCUAGAAGUCAAGACCACCCUAGCAACAAUUCAAGGUCUUACAAUAUUGAGGCCUAAACUUAUGUAUAACUUGUACCAGGGACAUCCUACAACGAUACAAUUAUUUAAGGGUUUAUUUACCGCUGACUUGGAAGAGAAUACGUAAAUCAUACCUACUAAAUAUGACACAAGGCUUUGUUUCAAAAUGUCAUUCAAGUUAACCUAGGCUAGGCCCUAUCUGAUCUGAGGAUCAGGCCUAGGCUUAGAUCAAAACAGGACUGGUCCAAGUUAGACCUAGUUUGAUUUUGAUUCAAGAAUCAAGAAUAAUUUAUUCCAAGGCUAGGCCAAAGGAUUAGGCCAAGGCUAAAUUAUGAUUUGGGCUCUCUCAAACUAUUAGCAGUGAUUCAGUGGACGAAGUAGUGCGAUGGAGCAGCAAAUAUCAACUGCUGAUGGUCAGCAGAUGACAGUCAUGCAGACAGUUCCUGCUUCAGCCGGUCAACAAGUCCAGGUAUUUCAAGUGAACCAGACAGGACAGGUGAUCCAAGGGGCUAAUGGGCAGCCUAUAGUUGUCCACUCAGUACCUACAGCUGGGCAGACCAUACAGAUACAGGGGGGUCAGGCUAUUCAACAGCUGCAAGUGGUGCCUGUACCCACACUGCCGAACUCCCCUGGUCAGCUGGUCAUUCAGCAGCCACAGCAAGCUGCAAUCAUCCAGACACCAGAUGGACAGACCUACAUCUACCAGCCACCUGUAGAAAAUACUGUUCAACAACACCAGCCAACGUUAAUCAACGUGAAUGGCAACAUAAUGCAGCUGAGUGCGCCACCUACUCAAGUGCAAGCUGCGCCAGUCGCCAGUCCGCCAGUCUCAGCUAACACUGUCAGUCACACGCAGCAGACUGCACAAUCUGCUCAGAAUCUGCUCAUGGGUCCAGAAAAACAAAAGGAUUUAUCUGGAUUUAUUUAUCAAAACCAACCUAUUAUUCAAGAUAUCUUCAAAAACGACUUAGAUUCAAAGGUAGGGGGAGUGAGGGGGUCUCAGUUCGAGAGACUUCCGCUGCCCGACACUGGCUUUCUAGAGGAGGAACCUCUCUACGUCAACGCCAAGCAGUACAAGAGGAUACUCAAGCGGCGUCAGGCUCGGGCCAAACUGGAGGCUGAGGGGAAAAUACCCAAGAAUCGACAGAAAUACCUCCAUGAAUCAAGACACAAACAUGCAAUGAACAGGAUACGAGGGGAAGGAGGCAGGUUUCACUCAGGUUCCGUGAAGAAGAAGAAUGAACAGCAACAACACCAAAGCAACGCCAACAACAUGCACCAAUUCCAAGGCAGGCUACAAGGCAUCUCAAUGGCAGCUUUGGACCAUACAACUCUAGGGGCUCAGCUUAUCAUCGAGAACCCUGAUCAACAAUAUUGGAGCGUCUCGUAGAACUGAUGAAAAAAGCGUAGGUGGUGUCGUACUCCCAGACCCCCACUACGAGCCUUGAGUAGAUAUUGUGAUAUUGUAAAUACACUUCUUUUGUACAUAAGCGUAUUUAUUUAAAAAAAAAUCAAAGACUUUUUCACUGUACAAAUAUAAGUGUGGUUACUAUGUUUACACUUUAGGAUUUAAGGUUUCCCGUUUUGCAAUUUAGUUUAGUCGAGUGAUUAAACAUACCAGUUUGGAAAGAUGUUACAUUUUGUAUUCCUCUAAAAUUUCAAGAUUUUUUUAUUUAUUCCUUGUUAAAAUGUUAGUAGAAUAUGUAAUUGGUUUUAUUUCAAUACAACCUUGUUUAUCUGGCCUUUAUACUCUGGGAUCUUUUAUUGUCUCUAAAUAUUACAAUAACAUUAAUAAACUUAAUAGGUGUGCAGUAGACUCACGAUUUUCAAAAUUAAUUAAGACCGUCCCGGAUUAGGUUGUCCCAACCUAUGAUUUGGGAAAACUCAGAUAAUACAGAGGUUAUUAUGGGCUAUCGUGCUAAAAUAAUUUUGAAAACUGAAAUAUUAUAAAGGUAUUUAUUUUAAGAAGAAGUGUUAAUAAAAUGUAUCACACACAAACAAUAUUAAUUCAUUUAAAAUUUGCAAAGUAGAGGCACUCCCUCACUCACACUCAUAUUUUGAAAGUCAUUGCUUUCAAGUCCCAUUUUCUGUAGUAAUGAUUUUUUUCCAUUACAACUUAAUUAUAAUAUGUUUUCUACAAUUUUUUAGAUAAUUUUAAAACCUUUUUCUUUUGAACAUUCUAAGAUAUUAUUUGAAUGUAAAAAGGUGAUGGCAUAGAGGGCUUGCUAUUAAUUGAAAAAAAAUAAUUUAGCCUACACUACUAUUUACCGAGCAUCUGUAUUUUAGUGUAUUCCAACAAUGUUGGUUCAGAUGAACAAUGUUGUAUUGUAUACCAUGCCUACUUAUGAAGCGAUUUGUUUUUAGUCUAGAAAGUUUGUACCAAUUUUGUACAUAAUUGUCAGUCAUUUUAAUUUUAAUUUUGUGCAAAGAAUUUUAAAGGUAAAUUAAUAAUUGAAUUUUAACGUGUCAUAAUUGAAUGGCUUUUCACAAAUUUUAUCUGGUUUGCCAGAUGAGAAUUUUAAAAAUUAUGAGUUUCUUUAGACUAAACAAUAAGUGAACAGUGAAUUUAAUAUUUAUAGUAUUCCUGGCAUGGUUUUGAUGCAUACAAAUUUAAAUAGUGUGAUAGAUAGAAUAUUGUCUAAAUUUCUAUGCUUGUGGGGUUUUUGUAUCCAUUAUGUCUGAAAGGUUUUGCUAGUGGAGUACAAAUAAAAAUGAAAAUGUUACCAUUUUGUAGUGGUAAUUUUAAUAUUUAAGUAUUGUUUAAGCAUUAGUUACACAAAGUGAUAAACAUUUUCUGUAAUUUUUUGUUAGAUGUGUUUUCGUUUUAAAAGUUGAUGACUGUUGUAUUCAAUGCAACCUUCAAAACAGUGGCAUAACUAGAACAUGGCUUUGGAGGGGGAUGGAUGAGCUCCAAGUCUGCACUCACUCAUCCUGGGCCACGGGGGGUCUGGAAAGAGGGGAUUACCCCCAUGGAAGAUUUUGAACAAAUAGAAUUCCAAACUUGCGUUUUCAGGCAUUUCAGAGGUGUGAGUAACUAACCCCUAAAAGCCGUCAGGCAUCUUCUUAGUGCUUACAUACAGCACAUGCUUGCAGUGUUACCACUGCCACUCUCCAAAUUUACUCCCGCUGCCUGGGUUUAUUAAUUAAAUAAACCUUUUUAAAAUUAGUUUACUAUACAAAUCAACUAAUAAUUUUAACAAAUUAGAUUAAUAAAGCCAAAUCAAAACUAAUUUUUCUCAGUUCAAACUUGAGCAACUGUUAUUUAAAGAAGUAGGAUUGCUGUGAUACAAAUAUUUAUUUUACAUUUGUUAGUUCUGGGGGGGUUCUAUCCCCCUCAUCUCCCCAUAGUUACGCCACUGAUUCAAAAUUAUUUUUAUUUUUAUUAGUACCAAUUUUUAAAUGAUUAUCAUUUUGGAUAAGGCUAGGAUUAUACUAGGAUGCUGGCGUCCGAGAGGCCGGCGUCCGGGACGCUAGCGGGGCAUUAAAUCAAAUGGGGGCGAUUAUACUAUGGAUGCUAGCGUCGGAUGCUAAAAAAGCCACCGAAAGCUCGAAGUUAUUACCGUAGGUGGCAUGGUAAGACCUAGGCCCGGGACCGAUUUAUUUUUUCAUUUUGAUGUCCCCAGAGGCCAAAAACACCAUCCGUUCGUAUAGAUUUAAAUAUUAUAUGUCUGUAAACGCGAUAACUGGAGUAAUUUUUGUUCUAUUUUGAAGAAAUUUGGUUUUAAGGUGAAGGGUGGGAUAAAUUUGAAUGAGUUCGCGAACCAGCUCGAACAUACCUUGGAAACGGGGUUUUUUGUGCUAAAAAAGGGGGUUUGUCAUUUUUGACCCAGAAAACUAAAAAAUUCACAAUUUCUCUCUAGACAAUUUUAAUGAGCUUAAAAACAAAUAAUUUAGUAUAUUUAAGUGUUUUUGUACUGUUAUUAGUUAUGGAGAAAAUUAAAAAAAGAGUAUAUUAAAAAUUGCCAUGUUAUUCUUAUAGAAAAUGUUGUUAAGUGUUGGAAUUUGCUUGUGUAUGGAUGUAUUUUUAUUCAACUUGGCCAAUUUGUUAUAUACUAAGCUAAUAAUACAAUAUUUUACUAAAAAAACAACACUUUAUUAGCCCCCUUAAAGCAUCAAACCUUGGUACUCAUUAAACCUAAUGUUAUUUAAAUAGAUAUAAACAAAAAGUUACUAAACAUUGAAAUGAAAUGGCAUUCCGAGAGGCUAGCAUCCCAACAAAAAUCACGUCAUUUAUCGAGGUGGGACGCUAGCCUCUCGGAUGCCAGCAUCCCGGAUGCCAGCAUCCCGGAUGCCAGCAUCCUAGUAUAAUCCUAGCCUAAAUUUACAGUAAAAUUAUAGCAUUCAGAUUAUGUUUAUAAAUGUGUCUCACUUUGUGUAAAAUCUUGCAAUGCAGUAAUUUAAUUUUUUCUGUUGUGCAGAUAAGGUUAUAAAAACUAUAAUAUUUAUUUAUAUUUUGUGUAAAUAAGAUAUAUAAUGUUUAAUUUCCUUUUUUGAUCUAAAAUAUUAUACAAAGUGUAAAAUAAUAAUUAGAAUGUUUGUGGUUAGAUACCACUCAUCACCAAACACUUGUAUUUUUUUAAUUUAGCAAGUAUUUGAGCAAAUACUGUAAAAAAAAACUUUAAAUCCAUGGAAUUUGUUGUAGUAAUUUAUUUUUCAGAUUUAAAAAAAUCCCAAUUUGUAUUACUACAUUUAUUUACAAAUAUCGAGGUUCAAAGGUUACACUUAUAAACUGGACAGAUUCAUAACUAGGCUAAAAUAUUUAUUGUUGAUGUUAGCAUAUGUUUUUUAGAAUAUUAAGUAGUUUUGCUGAGGUUAAUUUUGUGUUUGUUAACAUAUGCUUUAAUUGGUUGUACUUAUUAUUGCCCUUCUACGUAUAAGAUAUGAUAGGUAACCUUUGUUUGUUCAAGUUGCACCUAGAUUGGAGUUAAUUUAUUAUAUUAGUUGCUAGUUUAAUGUAAGCUAUUACAUUUGGGUUUUGCUUUCAUUCUCACUUUGCUAAUACAACUAUUUCACUUCAUUCAACUGUUUAUUUUUAAUUUGUUCAUACACAGAAUCAAUAAAGUGUUUUCACCGAGGAGGAUAAAAUUACAUGGACCAUCCCUUAAGUGUGUCUCUCUAGUCAUCAAUGGAGUAAGACCGCUUUGCCUCAUUAAAAAUUGAAUAUGGUUUAAAUACAAAUGGUUCUUCUUAAAAGAAAUUCAGUUCGACUAACAAAAUAAUAUCAAAUAACCACAACGAGAAAAGAAUUAGUGGAUUAUUUACAUCAUUGCAGUUUGGUAAAUGGUAAAAAAGGAUUAGUUUUAUUUAUUGUGCUACCUAUAUAAAUUUGAGAAAUCUCCAAAACUUUGAUAUCUGACUCCAUUGUAGGUGGUAUUCAUAAAAUAUUGAACCAAAAUAAUGAUUAUUUUUAUUCAUGUUAUGACAAUCUUUCAUAAAGUUAACUAAUGUAUUCAAAGAGGAUUUAAACUUAAUGUAACCUUCCAAAUCUACCAUGAUAAAACAGCAAUUAAUAAAUAGUAGGUAUAUAUAACAAGUGUAUAUUAACCCUUUGCGGUCGAAUGGGGAGUAUAGGUUGCCACGCGCCAUUUUCCUGACUGCUUAGAUGGCAACCUAUACUCGCUGAAAAAAGAAAAAAAAUUCUACCUCAAAGAGUUAAACCAAAUCCAAACUGUUUCAGUCCAAUAGUAAAUUUAGCUAACAUUGAAUUGAUUUUUAUAAAUUGAUUAUUUUAAACUGUGGAGUCAUACAUCAAAUUUCUGCUGUGAAAUGUCAUGUUUUUUUUAUGUAUAAAAAUUAACAUUUUAAGUAAUUAAUGUUGUCAGCUAUUUACUCAACCACCUUUAAAAAAAACAGGCCGUAAUGCUCGUCAAGCAUGACGUCACGAUAGAAGACGGCAAUGACGUAGGUAUUUUUUAUUUAUUUUCCAAGGAAAGAUUAAAGCAAGCAGCUGAUCACAAACGGCAAACAAUACGUCACUGCCGUCUUCUAUUGUGACGUCAUGCUUGACGAGCAUUACGGCCUGUUUUUUUAGUGGGGCCUUGGCUGUACCCUGUUUUAAUUUUUAGACAAAAACAAAAAAGUUUAGUUUUAAUUAAUAGGAUUGUUAGUUUUAAAUUAUAACUAAUUUAAUGUUAAUUUUUCAUUGUUAUAAACUUUGUAACAUCCUAUCACAUACAUUUGAAUUAAUACUGAUUGUAGCCUUGGAUGUGUAAUAAAUUAUCACUACUUAACAACUGUUAAAAUAAAUUAUUUAAUAUUCUAAGCACAAAAUAAACACUGACAUGAUAUUACACCUACAUUAGUGAGCUCAUCCUUCAUCACGUACUUAAACAUUAAAUUUAAAUUGCUAUAGUGAUUAGUAGGCGUGCCUUACUCGCUUGUCAUGUCUACUGUAUGUAUUCUAAUAGAAACAGCUGGGUUUGGUCAAAACAAUCUUAAUUACAUUCUUUUAUUGGAACACUAGCCUAAACAUAACAAGUAUUGUAACAUUUUUUGUAUGCUUUAGAAUCCCAAAUUAAACUUUUUUAACU
Messenger RNA from Macrosteles quadrilineatus (aster leafhopper), 6641 nucleotides. RefSeq names its product nuclear transcription factor Y subunit alpha (gene Nf-YA). The coding region runs from base 497 to 1501 and encodes 334 amino acids. The record is from RefSeq and is a predicted model, not a curated record. The transcript is spliced from 11 exons. Gene Ontology annotation, cellular component: CCAAT-binding factor complex. Gene Ontology annotation, molecular function: RNA polymerase II cis-regulatory region sequence-specific DNA binding; DNA-binding transcription factor activity, RNA polymerase II-specific. Gene Ontology annotation, biological process: regulation of transcription by RNA polymerase II. NCBI's taxonomy places the organism in Eukaryota, Metazoa, Arthropoda, Insecta, Hemiptera, Cicadellidae.